AUUGCAGGGCACAUACACUACAGGCAAUUUGGCAAGGCCAUUUAACGUAAUCUGCUUGUCUUUGGACUGUGGGAGGAAACUGGUGAACCUAGACGAAACCCACCAAGUACAGGGAAAACAUUCAAACUCCACUUACAAAGAUCCGAGAUCGAAAUCAAACCCUUAACCCUGGAGGUGUAAGGACACAGUGCCACCCAAACCAAGUACCUCUUAAUAAACUGCAACCCAAAUGUUUCAAUGGCCACUGAAAUGUUUUACUUACUUUAAAGAACCACUCACUAUAAUCACUUGACACAACAGCUCUGUAGAAAUCUCCUGUAUUAUGUAAUCAUAAACUCUGAACAUAUUAUUUUUUUUUAUUUAAUACCAGUUCCAAUACAAAAAAAUCUUAAGUUUUAGCAAUCAAAUGUAAACGACUGAUAUGUUAAAAAACAAAUCUUUAUAUCUGAUAACUUUUGAUCGAAUUUGAAUAUUUGCAUUACACUUGUACACUUUUAAGCGAUGCUGGUGUUUGUGUUUUUGUUUUUUUCACUCCAUACCACUAGAUGGCAGUAGUGCUACACUGUGGCUUGCAAACGUCUUGAAUAUCAAGAAAAAGACGUCGAGGACGAGGAGGCUCCUGGAUGGAGUAAACAUGGUGGUUAACCUCUGCCUGCCGCACUUUAAAACCACCGCUCAGUGCAAUAAGGUAUGUGCAGAUGGCUGCGACGUUUCCAAUCUUUUGUCUGGGGACCCAGCAGUUUUGCGACGAGGUUGCAGGCUGGAGUACUUCCUACGUCCUCCCCUACAUGUGACACUGUACUUUCAGGUGAAGGUUGAGAUAUAUCGUGUGGAUGUUAAACUUUUGCCGUGUGGUAGUGCUUCUAGGAGGCUUGAGAUUUUUACCUGCUCUGAGGUAAAACCUUCUAAAACCUCAGAAAGCGAUCAUGAUAGAGGAGAGUUUAAGCUUGUGGGACGUUGUGACCUGGGGGAGGAUGUUCUCACAUGUUUUAAGCAUCCAAAUUUUAAACUCAGAGCUCCUUUUCCUGAGUGCCCACCUGACCCUCCAGCCCAUGCAAAGCAACAGGAGCUCUGGGGAUCUCAGUCACUUAGUGCAGUGGCCCAACUUCGUAUAGCUAUCCCCUAUGGUGGAGGUUCUUCAGCGCUAGGAAUCAAGUCCUUGGCAGUGUGGGGUGUUCCUGCUCGGUGCUGUUCUCUUUCAGAGCUGGAACAAUUCCAAAAGGCCCAUUUUGACAGCUUGCAACCAAAGCUUUCUAGUUUUACGAUUCUUUCACCAGUUUCUACCUCAGCCAAAUCUCCUAGGCCAGUCAAUAAUUCCUCAGAAACAACUAUACCUGAGGAGUUUCUGGACCCUCUGACUCAGGAGCUUAUGGUUCUGCCCAUGAUAUUGCCCAGCGGAAUGGUUGUGGACAAUAGUACCUUGGAGGAGUAUGUAAAACAGGAAGCUACUUGGGGACGGAUGCCAAACGACCCCUUCACUGGUGUUCCUUUUACAACGGACUCAAAACCACUUCCUAACCCUCUCCUGAAGAGUCGAAUUGACAGCCUCCUGCUACAGACUGGCCACACAGGACUUAGAAGCAAGAACACUAUACUAAACAAACCCCGACCAUCCAGGCUCCUCUGUGCAUCAGCACUUCCAACUGCACAAAGUACACAAACUGAGACACAGCCCAAACAGGUUCAUUUAGUGAGUGAAAUAAAUCAUAGUGAACCAACUAUGAGCCAUUCGAGAUGUUUCGGGGAAAGGCAACGGCUUGUACUGGAGUCUUCUGCUGGAACCUGCAGUAUAAAAAGGGAGACCUUAGGACUGUUAAAUAAAAGGAAAUAUGAGUCAGAGUUUUCUUCAACUAGUGAAGUAUUGGCCAAAUCUUUGUCUCCCUUAACCAAAAUGCCAAGAACAGAAGCAAGUGUCACCCUCCCCGCAGAAACAAAUUCUCAUGAAGAGCGUCUGUCUCAGAGUUUAGACCAAGCAUUAAGUUCUGCUCUGCAUGGAUUACCAACAUAUACCUCACAAAGCAGCCUGGGGCCAGACACCACAGCAGGUCAGAGCAGAUGUGCGUCAUGCUCUUGUUCCUUGACUAUUUAUUCACCUAGGCCUGGGGCUUACUCUCUUCCCUGUGGGCACCUGCUGUGCCGCCAGUGUCUGCAGCAUGAACACACUUUGAGAUCACAGAGACUUCCAAUUACAUGCCCUACAUGCCAAGCACGUGCUUCACCCAGCAAAAUCAUAAGGGUCCACCACUGAACAUCAAUAACUGCUAAUUAUAAAAUUCUUAUCUAUUAUGUCUGUCAGAUAUGGUCUCACAUGUAAUAUAAUAACAAGAGAACUGAAUCAUAUGAUUUUUUUUUUCAUGGUCUGUAAUAAAAUUUUCAGCAA
Clarias gariepinus (North African catfish) is the source of this 2380-nucleotide messenger RNA. It is a transcript of the gene ubox5, whose product is annotated as U-box domain containing 5. Gene Ontology annotation, molecular function: ubiquitin-ubiquitin ligase activity; ubiquitin protein ligase binding. The transcript has 5 exons. Gene Ontology annotation, cellular component: nucleus. Gene Ontology annotation, biological process: protein polyubiquitination. Bases 635 to 2248 code for a protein of 537 amino acids. NCBI's taxonomy places the organism in Eukaryota, Metazoa, Chordata, Actinopteri, Siluriformes, Clariidae. The record is from RefSeq and is a predicted model, not a curated record.